Molecule: messenger RNA, 201 nt
Organism: Candidula unifasciata
Lineage: Eukaryota; Metazoa; Mollusca; Gastropoda; Stylommatophora; Geomitridae
Source: the annotation of a GenBank genome assembly
GAUUCUCUGCUGUCACUGUACAAAGAAUACGCAGACGAUCUACCUGCUGCUCUUUCCUGCUUGAGAAGGGCUUUGGCACAGUCUUCAGAAUUCCGUUCAUUUCUCAAGGCGGUUCAACACAGCAGCUGUCAGAGUGAGAGUCUGAUGUCCCUGCUGCUGACACCCAUUUACCGGGUCCCUAAGUUCCUACUGCAAUUACAG